Coniosporium apollinis CBS 100218 is the source of this 861-nucleotide messenger RNA. RefSeq lists its product as uncharacterized. Lineage: Eukaryota; Fungi; Ascomycota; Dothideomycetes. Bases 1 to 861 code for a protein of 286 amino acids. The transcript has 2 exons. The record is from RefSeq and is a predicted model, not a curated record.
AUGGCAAUCCUUCUGACAGGCGGCACGGGCAAAACCUCCACGCGCAUUGCACGCCUGCUGCAAGAUGCAAAUAUCCCAUUCCUCCUAGCCUCUCGUAACGCUGAGACCGGAGCUCCAUCCGGAAUGCCAGCAUCCAAAUUCGACUGGCUUGACUCCUCCACCUUUGAGAACCCCUUCCAUUACGAAUUUCCUAAUGGAGAGCGCAUAUCCGCAGUCUACCUCAUUGCGCCUGCAGUAACCGAUCCAGUACCCGCACUGAACGCCCUCAUUGACCUCGCCGUCUCAAAGGGCGUCAAGAGAUUUGUUUUGCUAGCCGGCAGCUCGACGGAGCCAGGCGGUCACCACGUCGGGCAGAUAUGGCAGCGCUUCAUCGAUGCCGGCCUGGAGUUCUGCGUGCUGCGCCCCACCUGGUUCAUGGAGAACUUCUCGGAGUGGCAGCAUCUGGCCACCAUCAAAGACGAGGGCAAGAUCUACACGGCGUGUGGGGACGGCAAGAUCCCGUUUAUCAGCGCUAUGGAUAUCGCGGCCGUUGCGUUUCAUGCGCUUACGGACGGGAAGCCGCACAAUACUGAUCACAGGGUCUUGGGACCUGAGCUGUUGACUCACGAUGAGAUUGCGGCAAAGCUCAGCAGCGGCCUAGGUCGCGAGAUCGUGCACGUCAAACUCUCAGAGGAGGAAUCUGCUCAGCGGUAUCUGAAACUGGGCCUGCCGGACCAGUUCGCAAACUUCAUGUCUUACCUUGAGGCUGCUGCUGCCAGGGGAGAUGAAGAGAGGUCGGACAAUGCUGUGGAGCGAAUUUCUGGACGGCCUCCGCUCAAGUUUGAUGAAUGGGUGCAGCAGAACAAGAAGGCAUGGCAGUAA